AGCAGACGAAGUCGCGUGCAAAGGCAGUCAACCAAUAAAAAAAGUCGUAAACCUAUCUUUACCUGGGAGGUAUAUAAGCUUUACUACCGUAUGAGAAUGUAUCACUCAUUGAAACAGUUCCAAAAACUGCCCAGCAAUAUUGAAAUGGCGCUUAUUAGUUGCUUUGUACUGCUGGUAGCAGUAAGUGCAAUCAGUUCUGGCUGUAUUGGGGCGACUGAUGAUGUCACGGCGGGCACAGAACUUGUAUUUGCUUUCAUGAUUCAUCGUCAUGGAGACAGGACCCCAAUCAGCACCACGUUGGCGUUGGUGCCCGAAGGUGAUGAUGAGGAUGUUCUGGCCUUGAUUGAGCCUUGGGGUUAUGGACAACUGACGGACGCUGGCAAAAGGACAGGGUUCAAAACCGGAGAGUUCAUCCGCCGUCGAUACAACGAACUUUUGUCAACAAAAUAUAACCAAUCAGAGAUAUACAUUCGUUCAACGGACGCGACUAGAACCAAAAAGACAGUACUCACUGCCAUGAGCGCUGUGUACCCUGUUACUAAUGAUUCUUGGAGUGAUACGAUUAAUUGGGAUCCAGUACCGUACACUACCGUUCCUGUUAAAUACGACUUUAACACCGCGCCAGCAAACUGCCCUCUUCUGAUAGCUGCUGAGAAAAUAGCAUUAUUGUCUGAGCAACCUAGAAUGGAUCCAUUUGCUGAAGUCAUUGAGAAAGUAUCAAACAUAAACGGUGUAAACAUCUCUGCUUUACCGCUUCUUAUUACCGGUGUGCACAACGUCUAUGUCAGUCUGCUCAGUUUAGGUUACGAUGUCAACGAAGAAAUAAUGGUCUUAAUGCCUGAAAUCAAGGCAGCGAGUGAUGUCGCCUGGGAUAUUAUAUAUGGUGACGACAAAUACCUCAGUCUGCAAGCUGGUCCAUUCCUGAAUGAAUUCUUCACUUAUGCCAACAAAGUUAUUGCUGGAGAUAACACACAGAGAGUCAGAGUAUACUCUGGGCAUGACAUCAAUGUAUAUUCUCUGGAAGCCAUCACUCAAGUGAAGCCUAGACAAGGGGCUCCGAAGUAUGGAGCCCUACUUUCUUUGGAGCUGCGAAGAAUUGUAAAAACAGGACAGUAUGUUAUUCUGCCAGUCUACCUGGGUAACCCUCACGACGGCCAAAAACAGUACCUGACAGUUGGAGGCUGCAACCAGCUCUGUGACUUCGAUAGCUUCUACGACAUCACCAGCCCAUACCUCCUGGAUGUGGCAACCUGGCGCGACGAGUGUGGAUUCUAUGAAGAUAUGGAUGUGGACAGUCUCGAAUAACAACUAUUAUGAUGCUCAUAGAAUAAGGAAUAAUACUACGUAUAGAACGGCAUGAGGAGCUCGGUGGCGCAGCAGUAAACGCGCUCGGUCUGCGAUUGUUGAAGUUACGCAACUUUCGCAAAGGCCGGUCAUAGGAUGGGUGACCACAAAAAAAAAGUUUUUAUCUCGAGCUCCUCCGUGCUUCGGAUGGCACGUUAAGCCGUUGGUCCCGGCUGCAUUAGCAGUCGUUAAUAACCAUCAAUCCGCACUGGGCCCGCGUGAUGGUUUAAGGCCCGAUCUCCCUAUCCAUCCAUAGGGAAGGCCCGUGCCCCAGCAGUGGGGACGUUAAUGGGCUGAUGAUGAUGAUGAUAGAACGGCAACUCUCCGCUCCCCACCAGCGACUGAGCUAGGUUUACCUCACCCCCUCGGUCUUACUUUCGUAUUCUAUCGUAUGGCGUCAGACGUCACACACACAGAUGCGCGUGUACGAUAACGUUAAUGUGUAGUGUCUGUGUAAAACGAAGUGUUUUGUAUGAAGUGUCCGGGGUGUGCCACGUUACUAACAAUUAUGACAAUCGACAGUGACUGAUAAAAAUGUAUGGAAUUGACACAUAAAGUGACAUAGUCAAACUAGUUGCUUUUGCAUUUGAAUUUGUAUUAAAAAGCUACAUGUGACGUCAUAGAAAAACGUGACAGAUGACAGAUGUUGCACUUAUUAUAAAUUUUUUUGUUAUUAAAAUUCAAAGUUACAUAGAAUAAAUAAAUCUUUCUAUUUUAUAUCUGUAAAUAAAUCGUCAGUUUUA
Molecule: messenger RNA, 2087 nt
Organism: Pectinophora gossypiella (pink bollworm)
Lineage: Eukaryota; Metazoa; Arthropoda; Insecta; Lepidoptera; Gelechiidae
Product: prostatic acid phosphatase-like
Exons: 6
Coding region: 91-1305 (404 amino acids)
Biological process (GO): dephosphorylation
Molecular function (GO): phosphatase activity
Source: RefSeq, a predicted model, not a curated record